Molecule: messenger RNA, 1110 nt
Organism: Adineta ricciae
Lineage: Eukaryota; Metazoa; Rotifera; Eurotatoria; Adinetida; Adinetidae
Source: the annotation of a GenBank genome assembly
AUGGGUGGAUGUGUAAGUCAUGAUCAAGACAAUCAUCGACGACGAUCGCAUUCAUCCAGAAGUAGUGCAACAACAAGCGGAACUACUGCACGAAACAAGCCAUUGAAUCGGUCAGCUUGCCGUCCAAAAUGGAAAUCAGAUGUCCCAAUAACCGAGAGUCAAUUACGUCGUAAACGAGAAGAGUAUUGGGACACGGCUCCAGCUUUCGAAGGUCGAAAAGAAAUUUGGGACGCUCUUCGUGGUGCGUGUUUUGCUGUAGAACAGAGCGACAUUGAUUUAGCUCAGUCAAUUAUCAAUUGUGCAAAUAUUUCCUUGCCACAUGGCACACUGCUGGAUUGCUAUGACGAGCUGGGCACUCGUUACCAAAUACCGGUGUAUAUCUUAUCAGCACCAAUAAACUUAGUCGAUGGUGAGCAAUCAUCAAUUAAUGAGAAUGAAUCCGGUGCAAGCGAAAUCGAUCUGGCUGCUACAGCCGUUGCUGAUCGUGAACGUGACUUUCGUGACAAUCAAAGUACACCAACCCUAAGUCAACAUCGUACAUCAAGUAAAUCACCGUCAGGAAGUGUUCACAAUCCAAUUGUUCGUGAAAUCAAAAAGCAUCGACGAAAACAAAAGUCACACGUUGACUCGAGUGGGAAUGAAUCAUCGUCAACAAAUACACCGACACCACCAGUACUUGCCAAUCAACAACAAACAAACAAUGACCAAGAUGUGGAAAUUCCGCUCAAAUUUCGUCUAUCGAAUGGUCGUGAACAUCGCCUUUAUUGCAAAUCAAAUGAGAAAAUUCGAAAUAUCAAAAAAAGAUUAGCUCUGUUAGAGAACGGAACGAUUGAUUCACAAACACAACGGCUAUUUUUCGGUGGAAAAUUAUUACGUAAGUCUAGUUUUAUCUAUUUACCCACUGUUUCCCAAAACGACUUUCUUACAGGCGAUCGAACAACUAUCGGUGAAACUCGUCUACAACGUAGUUUCGUUGUACAGGUCAUAUUACAAGAUCCUCCUCUGCCACCUAAUGGUGCAAUAACGACAACUAGUCAUUUAAUGACUACCAAAGAUCAUGUAUUGUAUUCUACACCGGUAGAAUAUCCUGAUGAUUCAGUGAUGGAGUAA